AUGAGCUUUUUCCGCAAUCUUUCUUCAAUGCCACGGGCCGCUAGCAAAUUCACUGGAAUGACCUCUGCUCGUGCUUUCUCCACAACCCCUGUGGCGCGUAGCAACGUUGCUCGCAUGACUCUCGUUGGCCGUGUCGGUACUGAUAUUGCCAUCAGCACUUCCAAGAACACCAACCGCUCUUAUAUCCAGUACAGUCUUGCUGUUAACACCGGCAAGGAUCACACAUCUUGGUUCAAGAUUGUUGUUUUUGAGGGAAACCAGCUGUCGUUCAUGGAGAACUAUGUUCGCAAGGGAAACCUUGUUUACGUCGAGGCCGCUGCUUCCCAGCAGAUUUACACCACUGAAGAUGACAGAAAGGUUACUACUCUGCAACUUAUUCAACAAUCUAUCACUAAGAUCAGAACCAAACCUGCUGCCAGCGAUGAAGCCGAGUCUGCUGAAGGUGCUGUGGAUCCAGAGUCUGAGGAACAACAGCCUCACGCUUAA
Molecule: messenger RNA, 486 nt
Organism: Magnusiomyces paraingens
Lineage: Eukaryota; Fungi; Ascomycota; Dipodascomycetes; Dipodascales; Dipodascaceae
Exons: 3
Coding region: 1-486 (161 amino acids)
Molecular function (GO): single-stranded DNA binding
Source: RefSeq, a predicted model, not a curated record